Medicago truncatula (barrel medic) is the source of this 2294-nucleotide messenger RNA. RefSeq names its product probable methyltransferase PMT23. Gene Ontology annotation, molecular function: methyltransferase activity. The transcript is spliced from 8 exons. Gene Ontology annotation, cellular component: trans-Golgi network; cytoplasm; endosome. The record is from RefSeq and is a predicted model, not a curated record. Bases 122 to 2140 code for a protein of 672 amino acids. NCBI's taxonomy places the organism in Eukaryota, Viridiplantae, Streptophyta, Magnoliopsida, Fabales, Fabaceae.
CUAGCGUAACCUUCUGUCUCCCUUUUCUAACUUCACUAACAUAUAUGUGUUGGAAAAUAUGAGAUCAGUGAGAUCCAAAUAUUUCAAUUCUAUAAAUGUAUAAAAACAAUCUUUGAUCUGCAUGCUAAUUUCUUCCUUUGUAAAAGCACAAUCCUCUCUUUCUUUCUCUAGUUGUAUCAAAUCAAGAAUGACAAAUUUUGUUGAAACAUUCUACAAAGACAGAAAGUUUCCAUUCAUUUUCACCCUCUUUGCCUUGCUUAUUUGUGUCACAAUCAUCCUCUUUGCCAACACCACCAUCAACUUCACCGCCUCUAAUCCAAUUGCCUUCUACCCCGACAACGUAAAAGUGCAGCAACCAUUCAAUCACCAUGAUCCUCCAGCACUCACAGAUUCAAAAGAUCAUCAAGAACAACCACUAGACCACGAUGCGCCUCCAGUACUCACAGAUUCAAAAGAUCAUCAAGAAGAACCACUACACCACGAUGCGCCUCCAGUACUUACAGAUUCAAAAGAUCGUCAAGAACAACUUCCACCAAAUCAACAUGAAGGAGGACUGCUCCAUUGGGAAAAGGCUUUUGAUAAUAACGUUUCUGUUGAUCUGAAUAUGGUGGAUUGGAAGCUUUGUAAAGGUGUUUUAGCGGUAGAUUAUAUACCAUGCUUGGAUAAUCUUAAGGCUAUUAAGGCUUUGAAAAGAAGGAGGCACAUGGAGCAUAGGGAAAGACAUUGUCCUAAAUCUACUCCUCAUUGUUUGUUGCCUCUUCCCAAAGGGUAUAAAGUUCCGGUUUCAUGGCCUAAGAGCAGGGACAUGAUUUGGUAUGAUAAUGUACCUCAUCCAAAGCUUGUUGAAUACAAGAAGGAGCAAAAUUGGGUGGUGAAAUCAGGUGAAUAUCUUGUAUUUCCCGGAGGUGGUACUCAAUUCAAAGAAGGAGUUAACCAUUAUAUUAAUUUCAUAGAGAAGACACUACCAGCAAUUCAAUGGGGAAAGAAUAUCAGGGUUGUGCUUGAUGCUGGUUGUGGAGUGGCUAGCUUUGGAGGGUAUCUUUUGGACAGGAAUGUUAUUACUAUGUCAUUUGCACCAAAGGAUGAGCAUGAAGCUCAGAUACAAUUUGCUUUGGAGCGAGGAAUUCCAGCAACUCUUUCUGUCAUUGGAACACAAAAGCUGACAUUUCCUGAUAAUGGAUUUGAUUUGAUCCAUUGUGCACGAUGUAGGGUGCAUUGGGAUGCUGAUGGUGGUAAGCCAUUAUUCGAACUCAAUAGGAUUCUUAGGCCUGGUGGUUUCUUUGCAUGGUCAGCUACACCAGUUUAUCGCGAUGAUGAAAGAGAUCAGAAAGUAUGGAAUGCCAUGGUGACUGUAACAAAAGAAAUGUGUUGGACUGUUGUGGCUAAGACUCUUGAUUCAUCCGGAAUUGGACUUGUUAUAUACCAGAAGCCUACGUCAUCCUCCUGCUAUGAGAAACGCAAACAGAACAAACCUCCUAUAUGUAAAAACAAUGAAAGCAAACAAAUCUCAUGGUAUACCAAACUGAGCAGCUGCCUUAUUCCUCUUCCGGUGGAUGCCGCGGCGAGCUGGCCCAUGUCUUGGCCUAAUAGGCUUACCAGUAUACCUCCUAGCCUAUCUUCUGAACCAGAUGCCAGCGACGUGUUCAACAAUGAUACUAAACAUUGGUCUAGAAUAGUUUCAGACAUUUAUCUGGAAGCUCCUGUAAAUUGGUCAAGUGUUCGAAAUAUAAUGGACAUGAAUGCCGGUUUUGGAGGAUUUGCUGCAGCUCUUAUCGAUCGACCAUUGUGGGUGAUGAAUGUAGUACCAAUUGAUAUGCCAGAUACUCUUUCUGUCAUAUUUGACAGGGGAUUAAUAGGAAUUUAUCAUGAUUGGUGUGAAUCUUUGAGUACUUAUCCUCGGACAUAUGAUCUUGUUCAUUCAAGCUUUCUCUUCAAAAGCUUUAACCAAAGAUGUGACAUUGUAGAUGUGGUUGUGGAAAUAGAUCGCAUAUUGAGACCAGAUGGGUAUCUCUUGGUUCAGGAUUCAAUGGAAGCAAUUAGAAAGUUGGGUGCAAUAUUGAAUUCACUUCAUUGGUCUGUGACAUCUUAUCAAAAUCAAUUUCUUGUUGGUAGGAAGAGCUUCUGGCGUCCAAAGCCAUAGAAUCUGAACCAUGAAUAGGAUUGAUUGCUUGUCAUAUUAUUUGAUAAAAAAAAAAAUGUAGGGUUACUCAUUUAUUAUUUUAAUUUAUCCUGAUAUUUUUUUUUGGUUACAUUUAAUUUAUCCUAAUAUUGUGGCAACAUGAUGGCUCUCUGAA